This is a messenger RNA of Physcomitrium patens, 842 nucleotides long. RefSeq lists its product as uncharacterized. Gene Ontology annotation, molecular function: sterol binding. The record is from RefSeq and is a predicted model, not a curated record. NCBI's taxonomy places the organism in Eukaryota, Viridiplantae, Streptophyta, Bryopsida, Funariales, Funariaceae. Gene Ontology annotation, biological process: sterol transport.
GAAAUAAUCGAAGCUUUUGCACGCAGAGAAGUAGUCGAGGAUCUCGUUGAAGCAAAUUCGGAAGCCUUACUUUGGUGACAGAAUGGCGCGAUGUGUGAGCUUGCUGGCGUUGUCGUUGUUGCUGACGGCUCUCUCGGCGGUGUCGGUUUCCGCAAAUCCUAAACCUAGCGAUUGGAAGGUUUGCGAUUCCCACGCCAACUAUGACGUGGUGGUUACAAAUGUCACACUGAACCCUGAUCCCGUUAUUAGAGGCCAGGAUGUUACUUUUAUUGUGCCUGCUACCGCGAAGAGGGAUAUCACUAAGGCAACUGUGGUUGUAAGUGUGUUGUUUCAUGGCGUUACUGUUCAUACGGAGAGAAGCAGCAUCUGUAGCAAAGCAGAUUGCCCGAUUCCACCUGGGGAAUUUGUUUUAAUUAACACUCAAAUCCUCCCAGGCAUUACUCCACCGGGAAACUACAAAAUAAAACUUCAGAUCUUGGGAGAGCAAGGUGAACAGUUGGCAUGUGCUUUCAUCGACUUUAGCAUUGUCUGGAAUCAUAGCGUUACUGAGAACUUCAACCCGAUUGAGCUGCACAAAAAUCCAAGCAAGGGGCAGACACCUGUGGCACACAAGUAAGACAGAUGUAUGGGAUGUAGGCUAAGUAUCACAAACUCAUCUGAGUUUAGAUGGUGUAUGAUAUAUUGGUAAUGCGAUUCUAGUAAACGUGUUGGGCAGAAAUGAAAGACUUGCCCAUGUGCAGAUUAGUGAACAGUCAAAUAAGCUUAUGUGAUACAGUAUGCGUUUGCAUACAAUGUUACUUGUGAAAUGAAUGCAGUUUAUUUUGAUUUUUUCUCAGUUUAAA